Messenger RNA from Vombatus ursinus (common wombat), 885 nucleotides. RefSeq names its product WDYHV motif containing 1 (gene NTAQ1). Bases 62 to 676 code for a protein of 204 amino acids. Gene Ontology annotation, molecular function: protein-N-terminal glutamine amidohydrolase activity; protein-N-terminal asparagine amidohydrolase activity. Lineage: Eukaryota; Metazoa; Chordata; Mammalia; Diprotodontia; Vombatidae. Gene Ontology annotation, cellular component: nucleus; cytosol. The transcript has 6 exons. The record is from RefSeq and is a predicted model, not a curated record.
GCCUGUGGAGGGAGGGCGACGGGACGGCCGGGAGGAUCGGGCCCGGGCCUGCCCGCCCGCCAUGGAGGGAGAGGAAUCCGUUUCCUGCGACUACCAGCCGGCCAGCCCGCCCCGGGACGCCUGCACCUACAGCAGCUGCUACUGUGAAGAAAAUAUCUGGAAGCUUUGUGAAUAUAUAAAAAACCAUGAUCAAUAUCCUUUAGAAGAAUGUUAUGCAGUCUUCAUAUCUAAUGAGAGAAGGAUGAUCCCAAUCUGGAAGCAGCAGGCCAGACCUGGAGAUGGACCUAUCAUUUGGGAUUACCAUGUUGUUUUGCUUCAUGUUUCAAGUGGAGGACAGAGUUUCAUUUAUGAUCUUGAUACUGUGUUGCCAUUUCCAUGUCCCUUUGACACUUAUGUAGAAGAUGCCUUUAAGUCUGAUGAUGAUAUUGACCCACAAUUUCGAAGAAAAUUUAGAGUGAUUCGAGCGGACUUGUAUUUGAAGAACUUUGCAUCUGACCGAUCUCACAUGAAAGAUUCCAGUGGAAAUUGGAGAGAGCCUCCUCCUCCUUAUCCCUGCAUUCAAACUGGAGCUUCAAAAAUGAACCUGAAUGAUUUUAUCAGUAUGAAUCCUGAGGUUGGAUGGGGAGCUAUAUACACACUAUCUGACUUUGUACAUCGAUUUGGCAGUAAGAACUGAUUUCAGCAUAUGGACAUGGAAAAUGGAAUAAUUCUGGGACACAUAUUUGCUUUUCCUUUUGCAUGAUGUGAAUACCAACACCCUCCAGGUUUGUAAAUAGUUUACAAUGAGAUUGGCAGAGAAUUAGGUUUUUCUACUUUGCUUAAUAAAAUUGAAAUUUGAGUACAUACAUGUAAAAAAUUGAAUAAAAAUAUUUUUGUAUGUCAAGA